This is a messenger RNA of Nicrophorus vespilloides, 577 nucleotides long. RefSeq lists its product as uncharacterized. NCBI's taxonomy places the organism in Eukaryota, Metazoa, Arthropoda, Insecta, Coleoptera, Silphidae. Bases 66 to 509 code for a protein of 147 amino acids. The transcript has 3 exons. The record is from RefSeq and is a predicted model, not a curated record.
CUUCAAUUGAGAAGUGUCACCAGUUAACAACAUCCUCUGCUAAUCGCAACACUUGCAAACCGACGAUGAUCAAACAAUUGUUUAUGGUUGUAGCGCUCUGCGCUGCUCUUACUUUGGCAUACGAGGCCGACGUUGAGCCGGUUUUCGAUCGGUAUGGUCAAGAGUUUUAUUUGAUUCCUGCACAGGAAUACCGCAUUGCCAGACAUAGAAGGGAUAGUGAUCAUAAUAUCAAGCAUAAGACUUGGGGUUAUAAUGAUGAGAAGAACGGAGACGUUAUCGGAUUAGAAGGAAAAUACACUCACAGACCAAGCGACAGCGAAUUAGGUGUUCAUGCUGAAAAAAGGCAGAGGGGUAACAGUCACGCUCAAGUGUCUGGAAAGACCCAAUUCGAGAAUGACGAUGGUAAUGCUAGAUUGUCAGUUGGAGGAAAUGUUAACAAACAGUGGAAUCAGCGUGGACAAAGCCACACUGGAUAUGGGUGGGAAGUCGAAGGUGAUUGGGAUUUCUAAACUUGCAUUGAAAUUGUUAUAUUAAGAACCAUAACGUAUUUUAAUCUAAAUAAAUAUUUAAUUGAAUU